Molecule: messenger RNA, 2850 nt
Organism: Cooperia oncophora
Lineage: Eukaryota; Metazoa; Nematoda; Chromadorea; Rhabditida; Trichostrongylidae
Source: the annotation of a GenBank genome assembly
AUGGAUGGGAACGCCCAGCAAGUAACACUUGCAUUACAAGGAACCCUUCAGCUCGAUCCCAACGUAAGGAAACAAGCUGAGAAUCGAAUUUUUGAGUUCGAGAAAGUUUCAGGUUUUGCAACACUCCUUCUUCAGCUAGUUUGCUCUGAAGAAGCUGUGCCAGAGAUUCGCAUGGCGGCCGCUGUUGCAUUGAAGAAUUUCAUACGAAAGAACUGGGGAGAAACACCCGAAGUUGAUAUGUCUCCUGAAGAAGAAGAACAAAUUCGUCAAUCCGUACUUCAGGGAAUGUUCCUCAUUCGAGGUACUCUGCAAGGUCAGCUCUCCCAUGCCGUGCAACUGAUGGCCAAGCGAGAUUUCCCUGAACGUUGGCCCUCAUUGGUUCCAUCACUUGCGGAACAUUUAAAAGUUGAUGAUCUGGGGCGUCUGGUUGCAGCUCUAUCAGCCAUGGAUCAGCUUUUCAAAAAGUUCCGAUACGAAAGCAAAUCCACUGCUUUGUGGACGGAACUGAAGUCUUGCUUGUUAACUGUGCAAGAACCACUGACUCAAGUAUAUGCUAAAAUGAUUGAGUUUAUUCCACAAAGGUCAACAAUGUCAGCCGAAUCACUUACCCAAUGGCUUGAAAUUCUUUGCCUUGUUGCUAAAGUGUUUCACUCGUUGUGCUUCCAAGAUCUCCCAGAAUACUUUGAGGAUAAUUUAAAACCAUGGGUGGAAGGGUUUUUGGAAAUCAUGAAAAUGGACUGUCCUGGGAUUUCUUCAAGCGCUGGAGAACCCACGUUUCUCGAUGAGUUAAAGAUGGAAGUUUGUGAGAUAUUCACCUUGUACGCCCAACGGUUUGAAGAAGAGAUCAAUCCAUUCAUGCAGAAUAUUAUCCAGGCGGUAUGGCAGCUUGUGGUGCAAACCGGUAAUGAGACAAGGUUUGACGGUAUGGUUUGUGCCGCGUUGGAAUUCUUAUCAAUUAUCUGCCAGAAAAACCACUAUGAAAGCUAUUUUGUUGGAGAAGGCGUUUUGCAAACAAUAGCUCAGGAUGUAUGCGUGAAAAACCUUCAUCUGAGACAGGAGGAUCUAGAAAUGUUCGAAGAUGAACCUAUUGAGUAUAUGAAGAAGGAUAUUGAGGGAACGGAUACAUGCACUCGUCGUCGUGGUGCAAUUGAUCUUGUACGUGCCUUAUGUCGCAAGUUCGAGGAGCGGUUAGUGCCAGUAUUAGCUCAGUUAGUUCAAUCGUUGUGUUCCGAUGGUGACUGGAUAAAGUUGGAUGUGGUCUAUUGUCUGGUUACUGCUAUAGCAUCAAAAACCGAAACUGCAAAAAGUGGUGUGACGAGUACAAGCCAGCUGAUAAAUGUCGCUGAUUACUAUGCAGGGCAAGUACGUGGUCACCUUUCAGCCAAUACUGACGAUAUGCCUAUCCUUAAAGCUGAUGCUCUUAAGUUUGUUGUGACAUUCCGUAAUCAACUCCCUGCCGAGGUACUGGUUGAGGUAAUCCAAGCAGCUGAUCGUCUGCUGUUGUCACGAUUCACAAUUCUGCACAAAUACGCUGCGUAUGCCGUCGACAAGUUGUUGCUAGUUAAAGAGCCGAACAGUACGGCUCCGUUGUUAACGGCACGAGUGGUACCUGUUGGAUCUCUUCUUAAUAAUCUUGUCGCAGGAUUUGAUAAAGACCACAAGGCACAGAACUCUCCCUACCUCAUGAAGGCUGUACUGCGAUGUGUGGCCAUUCUCGAUGAAGAAACAGCUCGCCACGGUCAAGAGAUUGCCUCAAAACUUUCGUCUUUGGUAGCGGCAGCGACAAAGAGUCCUGCAGAUGCAGUUCACACGCACUUCCUAUUCGAAACAAUGUGUGUGCUUAUCAAAAAGACUGAAAGCUUGCCGCAAGGUAGUCUGGACGCUGAAUUAAUGCCUUUGAUCGAAACGAUUCUCAGUCAGGAUAUUGCUGAUCUCAUACCAUACGCUUUGCAGAUCACAGGCGUACUUCUUUCGUCGUCGCUUACGCGAUCAAAAACGGUUGAUCAGAAGUAUGUUUCAUUUUUACCAUAUCUUCUGUCCACGGAGCUGUGGGCGCGGUCUGCAAAUGUGCCAGCAGCUUUGACUGUUGUAGAGACAUUCCUGAAACACUGUCCUGAGUUGAUUAUGCGGGAUCACGGUGCCUUAGUGAUGCAGCAUUACUCGAGGCUAGUGGGAUCGAAAUCACUUGAUCAAUACGGUUUCCAAAUGGCAAAUGCUAUACUGCCAGUUGUCGAGAUGGUGCAAGGCGUUGAGAAUCCGAUGAGUGUGUUACUAAACAACAUGUUCCGGCGAGUACAAUUCAGUAAGACACCAAAGUUCAUGAAGCAUUUCGUUGUUUUCCUGUGUCGAUUUGCGGUUGUACGGGGAGCAGAGCAUUUUGCCAAGUCAGUGGAAGCUAUCCAGACGGGCAUGUUCCGUAUGCUGUUGGAGAAGGUUGUGGUUGCUGAGAUGCCAAACCUCCAGAACAUGACGACGUUAGAUGAUAAACGAAUGAUAGCGAUCGGCGUAGCGAAUAUGCUGGCCGAUGCAACAAACUAUGUCGGAGAUCAAUACGGCCCGUUGGCAAUCGCAACAGCUCAGCUAGUUGAAGCCCCAUCAGCGACCGAUCGGCCCGUUCUGUCACCGGAGGAGGAGCAGGCAUCAAUGUACAAUGCUGAAGGAGAAUUCACGAAUCCGUACUGCCGCCUCAGUUAUGCUCCUCGAGCGGAUCCUCUUGCCCCCGAAAUCACUAACUUUAAGAAUUACCUUGCACGUGCCGUUCUUCAACGCGGUCCCGCAGCGAACUCUGCUGUUGAAGCUUGCAUUCCAGCUGAAUUACGAACUCAUUUGAUGGCAUAUGUUUCACUCUAA